This is a messenger RNA of Marchantia polymorpha subsp. ruderalis, 1394 nucleotides long. The record is from the annotation of a GenBank genome assembly. Lineage: Eukaryota; Viridiplantae; Streptophyta; Marchantiopsida; Marchantiales; Marchantiaceae.
GAUUGUCACGUUUCUUUUUCGAGAAGUCACUAUUUCCGAAAAGUUAAAGUACACUCUGACACGGAACCUAACCCAACUCAUUCUGGAAUUACCUACCGAGCGAUAAGCGUCGUACUAUAUACAUGUCAGUUUACCGAGAGAAAGUACAAAUCUUGAUUGGUUGGGGAUCAAUGUCCGAUGUGACACACCAGCGCGGAAGUGUAGUGACAUGAGCGAGAGCUGGGUACAAGGAACUUCAUAUUUAGAACGUCAACUUCCCGAUCCAGCUUGCAGUUCAGAAUUCACUCCUCGAUGUGGUGAUAUCUGCUUGUGGGGCAGGCAACGAGCCCCAUGAAACAACAAAAGAAAUAAGGCAGCACCCGAGUUGGUGGUGAUCGUCAGUUUUAUUAUUGACUCUUGAAGUAUUAUAUGAGUUUUUUUCGACCAGAAAGCACGAGUAACAUCGGUUAUCGCGACAGUCAUCAAGAUUUUAGUGAAAGCUGAAGCCUCUGCAUUUUCAGGCUUAAGAUUCUGAAAUUCAAGAAGAUGAAUCGGGGGCCAAAACUGGAAAUCCGCUCCAGAAUAGACGGGGCAUGGUACGAUGGUGAUCUUAUAUUGGAAGGAAACCUCGUGCGUGUUCAUUUUUCGGGAUACUCCCGCGAUGACGAUGAGGUCUGGAGAAUAUGCGCUGUGCAGGAUAAACGUUCCAUAAUUGGAACAGAAAAAGUAAGAUUGAGAUCUCGACAGUUUCAGGACCAAGAAUGUUCCAGUAUUAAGGAGGGCACUGAGAUCUGUGCAAUCUUGAGAACGGACGAGUUUAUCAAGUAUUACGACGCUGUUUUGAUCAAGGUCAAGAGAACACCUCACAUACACGGCGUUUGUUUUUGUUCUUUUCAAGUCGCAUGGAAAGGAGGACCUAGAGAGGGUCAAAAAGCUUAUUUGAAAUGUGGCGACAUUUGUGUUCUGAGGUUGAACAAAGAAGUACUCUAUCGACAUCCUGUCAUCAAAAUGCUCACAGAUCUGGCAGGAAGAAAUCCCAAAACCAGACUUUCACGCGUCGAACAAACUCGAAAGAUGGAGAAGAGAUAACAAUUAUUCCUCGUGUGAAAUAAACAUCAAGAAAGGAGGGAUGUAUUCUGUAAAAAAGGAAGAGUUUGAAGUUUCUACUCAAUGAGAUCAAGAUCCCGGAAAGAGUCGACGAUGAUGGAGAUAAUUUGUCAUAGGGAGAGUAGACACUUCUGCAUUGUACAGUUUUUUCUGUUGUGAACACUUUUACGUCGUUGUUUUCACGAUGUCUAAAAUUGUAUAUCUUUCAUUUAAGUUGCAACUGUUCAGUACCACUGACAACACAACACCUCUUGCGUUCAAGAUUUCAUUUUGUCCAGGACCGAUUCAGAUCACAGAAAAAAAACACG